This is a messenger RNA of Microcebus murinus (gray mouse lemur), 5761 nucleotides long. RefSeq names its product G protein-coupled receptor 88 (gene GPR88). Lineage: Eukaryota; Metazoa; Chordata; Mammalia; Primates; Cheirogaleidae. Gene Ontology annotation, biological process: G protein-coupled receptor signaling pathway. Gene Ontology annotation, cellular component: membrane. The record is from RefSeq and is a predicted model, not a curated record. Gene Ontology annotation, molecular function: G protein-coupled receptor activity.
UAUUAGAGAGGAUGGCUUUUGUGAAAAACUUCCCACAUGGAAUGGAUAAACGAGUGCUUUUACCAGAGAAGAUUUCAACAUCAGACUGUAAAUCUCUAAGACAGACCAUAAGAUAAAAACUCCUGAAGUGAAAAGCCAUCUUUUUUGUUCACACUGGGUGGAUUAUUCAGGUUCCUUGUUUCCUCUGACACCUAUUUUUAAAUAGACUUUAUAUUUUAGAGCAAUUUUAGGUUCACAGCAAAUUUGAGCAAGAGGUACAGAGAUUUCCCAUAACCCCCAGCCCCACACAUGCCUGGCCUCCUCCCUUCUCAACAUCCCCACCAGAGUGGUUCAUUUGUUAUAGUUGUUGAAUGUACGUUGACACAUCAUCAUCACCCAAAGUCCACAAUUCACAUUAGGGUUCACUCUUGGUGCUAUACCUUCUGCAAAUUUGGACAAAUUUGUAAUGACAUGUAUCCACCAUUGCAUCAUAGAGUAGUUUCAGAAUUCUAAAAAUCCUCUGCGAUCCACUUAUUCAUCACUCCCUUCCCCCUAACCCUAGCAACCACUGACCUUUUGACUGUCUCCAUAGUUUUGCCUUUUCCAGAAUGCCAUAUGGUUGGAAUCACACAGUGUGGAGCCCUUUCAGAUUGGCUUUUUUCACUUUGUAAUAAGCAUUUAAGUUUCCUCCAGGUCUUUCCAUGGCUUGAAUAGCUCCUUUCUUUUUGGCACUGAAUAAUAUUCCAUUGUCCAGAUGUACCACUAUCACCUACUUUAAACCUUCUGACCACUUCAUCUUUGCCCUCUAACCAUUUUAUUACUAAAACACAAGCCAAACUUUGGUAAGGAGUUUGGUGAUGAGAACUCUGGUGAUGAGAAAAAACUGAAAUUAUGAUUUAAAUUGGGGAUUGGAGAUUUUCUGUGGAUAAUUAUCCAUGUCCCACUUUACUAAAGAAAAGAUGAAUUUCAAUUGGAAUGUAAAGUAAUCCUCCCUGAAAAUGUGGAAAUGAAGAGAUCAGUCCCAGGUAUUGGGAGUGUAUUUAUCUCUAGAAAAAUUUUGCCCCCAGAAUGCAUCAGGUUGAGCUGAAAAACACUGGGGGUAUAUUAAAUUCUAUUCUAAUAUUGAAGGGAGAGGGAAAAAAAGAAGGAAAGAAAAAUGAAGCAGAAUGAAAACUAAGGUGAUGAGGGAAGGAGAGAGAAAAGAGAAACUCGUUAACUACAGGACUUUCUGAGCAAGAUAUUUUUCUUCCUUUUACAAGUUAGAAGCUAUUGAAUAAUUCAUGCAGAGCGUGGAAAGGCUGUCUUUUCUCUGGGUGAUGUAUAACUGAGCAGGAGAGAGCUUCGAGUGGGUUCACCACAUCAGCCACCACUCUUGCUUCUGAGCACAGGGUGCUCUCCUCAUGAGCUCAGCUUCUGCUUUUGCAGCCAAGCAUUCUUGCUGCUGCUGCCUGCCUGCCCACCCGCCCGGGCUUGCAGCCCUGCUGCCAGCUGAGAAGUCUCCCUGCAGCUGCUGGCUCCUGCCUAGGACCAUGUGUGUGGAUGCUGCUUAGGAGAAGCGGGCACUUGCUCCUGGCACUGGUCCCAGCUGAGUUUCUCCUGUUGAUUUCUGGACCGCAGAUGCUGUUGCUGAGGAGGUAUUUCCUGGAAUCCCUCUCUCUACAUCGCCAGCUAAGGACCAGCCCCAACACAAGGCAGGCAAGUGUCAGGAUGGGCCGCGCUGCGAGAAGGCGACGCUAGCGAGCGAGGUGUGAAGAGUUGGCCAGAAUGACCAACUCCUCCUCCACGUCCACCUCCUCCACCACCGGGGGAUCGCUGCUGCUGCUCUGCGAGGAAGAGGAGUCGUGGGCGGGCCGGCGCAUCCCCGUGUCCCUCCUGUACUCGGGGCUGGCCAUCGGUGGUACGCUGGCCAACGGCAUGGUCAUCUAUCUCGUGUCGUCCUUCCGAAAGCUGCAGACCACCAGCAACGCCUUCAUCGUGAACGGCUGCGCCGCCGACCUCAGCGUCUGCGCCCUCUGGAUGCCGCAGGAGGCGGUGCUCGGGCUCCUGCCCGCCGGCUCCCCGGAGCCCCCCGGGGAGUGGGACGGCGCCGGGGGCAGCUACCGCCUACUGCGGGGCGGGCUGCUGGGCCUCGGGCUCACGGUGUCCCUCCUGUCCCACUGCCUCGUGGCCCUGAACCGCUACCUGCUCAUCACCCGGGCGCCUGCCACCUACCAGGCUCUGUACCAGCGGCGCCACACAGCGGGCAUGCUGGCGCUGUCCUGGGCGCUCGCCCUGGGCCUCGUGCUGCUGCUCCCGCCUUGGGCGCCGCGGCCCGGGGCUGCGCCGCCGCGCGUGCACUACCCGGCGCUGCUGGCCGCCGCGGCGCUGCUGGCGCAGACGGCGCUGCUGCUGCACUGCUACCUGGGCAUCGUGCGCCGCGUGCGCGUCAGCGUCAAGCGGGUCAGCGUGCUCAACUUCCACCUGCUGCACCAGCUGCCCGGCUGCGCCGCCGCCGCCGCCGCCUUCCCGGGCGCCCCGCACGCGCCGGGCCCCGGCGGCGCCGCGCACCCCGCGCAGGCCCAGCCCCUGCCGCCCGCACUGCACCCGCGGCGGGCGCAGCGGCGUCUCAGUGGCCUGUCGGUGCUGCUGCUCUGCUGUGUCUUCCUGCUGGCCACGCAGCCACUGGUGUGGGUGAGCCUGGCUAGCGGCUUCUCGCUGCCGGUGCCCUGGGGCGUGCAGGCGGCCAGCUGGCUCCUGUGCUGCGCCCUGUCCGCGCUCAACCCGCUGCUCUACACGUGGAGGAACGAGGAGUUCCGCCGCUCCGUGCGCUCCGUCCUGCCCGGCGUCGGCGACGCGGCGGCUGCCGCCGUUGCAGCCACGGCUGUGCCCGCAGUGUCUCAGGCGCAGCUGGGCACCCGCGCCGCCGGCCAGCACUGGUAACCCCCCCAGGGCCCGAGGGAAGCGGAGAUUCCCGGCUUCCACCGUCUUUGGUCACCAUCUCCUCCUUCCCUCCUAAGUGAUCCCCUGCCGGAAAGAAGACUUCCGCGGCAAAGCCAAAAAACCAGGGCAAAGAUUUUGCCUUUGACCCCAGUGGUGUACCUGAACCAAGGCCUCUGCAUAAAUGGGGCCCCCGAAGUCAUUUUGGACGGCCACCUGAUUUUUACCCUUUGUUUCUGUGUUUUAGAGAAAUCCUAAAGUCAACACUCCAGAGACUUCAAGAACUUGCAAACUGCCGUUUUAAUAUAACUGGUUAAUUUAUUUCAACAGAGUUUGUUUUUGAAAAAGAGCUUUCUUAACAUAUAACUCUUCCCACCUUCAUUGUCUUAUAUAUGAAGCGCCUUGAGUGUGCAUGAGCCAAAGGAAGUAAUACUGAGGAAGGAAAUAAUAUGUAGGAGGUAUUUUAGGAGGUAAUCUGUCUUUGAUGAUGCUUAUGUUCCAAUUUAGUCUUUGUUAACCUGGAAGAUUGAAGCUACAAAAGUACACACCAGUGUGAGUUUCCAUUGAGACCUUAAGCCCUUUAUUCUUAAAAGGGUUUUUAUAAAGUCAUUCUUGAAUGCGAUAGAAUCUUAGCCAGUGAGAGAAAAAAAUCAUUUUACACUCCCUUUAUUGCACUCAUAAGAUGGAAAAUCGGCAUUGAGUGUUAACGUGAAAAAUUUGCAGUUAGAUAAUUGAUGGUCUGAGCCAGCGCUUGAAUUUUGAAAAUAAAUAAGGAAGUUAUCUAUUUUAGGUACCAGUUUCACAUUUUCUAUAGCAUGCACACUUGUUGCUAACCUCAUUUUGUAACCAAUUUAUUUGCCUUAUGAGUGUGAUUGCAGCUUUGAACAUUCUGUACUAUAAUGGUUGCUAAGGAGAAUAAGUCCUUCUGUUUCUCUUUAACAUUUAAAAUAUCUCAAUGCACAUGAUAUAAUUAAACACUAAUAAUACCAUGACUGUAUAGCUAAUAUUAGCUGCUAUUGCAUGCUCCUAGAUGCUAGAACUUAUUGGGCAUGUGGUAUGCUAAAGCGAUACCCAUCAGACAAGGACAUUUUACUUCUUCCAGACACCAGAAGAAAUGGCCUUCAGUUAUUUGAAAAGAGACACAGAGACACCUCUGGGUACGUAGAGUUCUUGUCUUGACCCAAUUUAUGAGAAAACUCCCAAUUGGGACUUUAUCUUGCAAAUGGAAUCACAGUCAAGAUGGAUCUGCAAAGCCAGCUGUGCUCUUUUAGGGUUUAAACAAGCCACACAUUAGAAAGCAACACUGUUUUUAUGUAGUUCGUAUAUAUUACCAUAACAUUUAACAUUAAUAUUGUGACUGUUGAAGGAAGUAUAAUAAACUCAGUUAUAUAUAAUGAACGGUUCAAAUGGGAAUCUGUUCUCAAAUGUAUUAUUUGAGGUUUGUCAUUUUCACCUUUGGUUUACUAAAUUUUUCUAGAAAUAUCUGAAAUUCAAAAUUGUGUAAAAUCACUUUAUAAAAAUAAAAUGGGAAGAAAGUGAUUUUAACAACCCAUAUGUUAGCAUUCUGACUGCUAACUGCAUCAGAUCUGGGCCCAAACAGCUACAAUUAACUGCAUAAUUCAGGACCAAAACCGGUUUGCUUUGUUGCCCUCCCGGACAGUUGAAGCCAGGAUAUUAGGAAUGCUUGUGCAUUUGAAUAAUUAUGGGAGCUGCAGGAAAUUUUUGACUUGUUUUUAGUAAAACAAAACAGAACAAAUAUGUUCAUCACCAAUAAUAGAUCAGCAGCCAUUUUAUUAAUCUAUCCCUUUGUGCAUGUACCAUUUCUCUCUUACUAAAGUUUCAUCUGUUCCCAUUUUCUUUGAUUCAAAUAUUUAAUUAAAGUUCAAUAACCAUUCUUCCGUGUUUUUUUCUUCUUUUGUCUCUGGUUUUCUUGCAUAUCUCCUUGAGAACACUGUAACAGAGGACAUGGUAUUCCAAAGCACUAGCGAUGAAAGUAGCUUCUUUUUGCUGGCUUUAUCUCAUUUUAUUUUUAGUUUCUAAAAUUAUUUCUACUUGCCAUAAUUAGAUAAAAGUCCAUAUACUAGCAUUCAAAAGAAAUAAGUAUAAUUUCCUUUCUGUAAGCUUUGGGGAAUAGGCUGCAAAAGCAACAGAGAGCUGAGGAUUUUCCUUUCUUGUGGGGAGAGGCAGUUGGGUGACACUUUUAUAAAUCUCUUUCAAAAAAGUCUUCUUCUAGUUGGGCCUUUAUCCUUGCUUUUCACUGUGGAUAUUGCAAAUGAUUUCUCCCGCUGCUCAUAUAAACAUUUGCCAUCCUUUAAUAUAAAUUAGCUUUUCAACUAUAUACCUGUAUCUUGCAAUGUUUCUGGCUAAUGCUGAGAACCAUCUCUUGCUGGCUCCAUGCCACGUGGCAGGCCCACUUUAGAUUAAUUUACUGGUAGUUAACUCCAUAGGACUGAUUCACUUUUAAUUUCAAAGUAGCAAUGAUGUGUCUAAAAUUGCCUUACUAGGGCACUAGCUGUGAGUGUUGGAGUUAUUGCUUUUACAAAUUAAGCUAAUGGAGAUUGUGUUUUUACUUAAAUGAAACCACAUAUUAUCCACUCAGGAAUAAAAAAUCCUAAUUGCUGUCGUGGGCUGCCCUACUUUGUCUUUUCUAUUCUUUUCUUUCCCUUUAGGUAUAUGCCUAUUAAGGCAUAUAGCACCCGCCUCCCUUCCUCAGGCGUUUUCUUUCUUUCUUUUUUCACAUGGACUAGAAAGAAAGUUUAUCCCCAUGCAUGUUAAUGGCUAAAUGCUUGGAUGUAAUAGGUAUUAUCACUAGCAUUUCCAGUCUUCCACAAUGACACAUGUGAAUAAAGACGAAUUGUGUUUUUUA